AUGGAGGCCCCUUCGUUGCCUCAGAUCGCAACUGCUGGCUCUGUGGCCGAGAAACGGGAAAGGAUAGCCAGCAUCUCGGCCGUGCUCGUCGCCCCUCCCUGCAAUAUUAGUAGGAGGCAAAAGCUGCGCUCACCUCUGGAGAACUCCAUGCACGACCCAACCUACACCAAAGCAACCCCAAAAGCCUGGACUUUCUAUGUCCACGCCGACUGCUGGGACCUCGUCGCCUGCCGGGUAGCAAACCCCACGGCCUGCGCAACAGCCUUCUGCAACUCGUUGCUUACCACCUACCGCGACCACAUCACCGCCUCCCCCAUUUCCACAUCACAGCCCCGUCUCUCAAGCGGGUCCCCUAGGUUAACAACAACACCAACACCCCCCGGAAGAAACGCCCGCCGCGCCAACAUGCACCAACUAGACAGCUUUGACGGCCUCGCCGCAGAGCUAGGCCUCGAGCACCUCCCCAGCAUACACGAACCCAUCUCCCUCGAACAACUCAACCUAUUUUCCUCCACCACCGCACCAACAAGGCGGCCUCUCACCCAUACUCACACCACCACCACCAACAACCCCGACCCCUUCAGCACCCUCCCCCCCGAACUCCUGCACCUCCUCGCCGAACACACCCCCACACCGACACUCCUGCACCUCCGCAUCGCCUCGCGCGCCGUAGCAAGCGUGAGCGGGCUGGCCAGCCUGCCGCGCAGCUUCUGGCGCAGCCGGUUCGGGCCGGCGUUCGAGAUGGGGUUUGCGCUGCCGGCGCGGGUGGAGCGGGAGUUGGAUUGGCGGGGGUUGUAUUUUUUGAUGGGAAGGGGGUUGAGGCGGUAUUGUGGUGAGGUGGGGGGUUCGAGGGGGGAGAGGCCGUUGUUGGCGAGGCUGGCGAAGAGGAGGUUUUGGUGGGCGAGGUUGGGGAAGGUGGUGGGUUUGGGGGUGGAUGGGGGGCUGUGUGAAUCCUUUGUUUGA
Molecule: messenger RNA, 963 nt
Organism: Chaetomium globosum CBS 148.51
Lineage: Eukaryota; Fungi; Ascomycota; Sordariomycetes; Sordariales; Chaetomiaceae
Exons: 3
Coding region: 1-963 (320 amino acids)
Molecular function (GO): protein binding
Source: RefSeq, a predicted model, not a curated record